AUGACUUCACUCGGCUGGCUCGACAUCCAUGGCCACUUCCGGCCUCCCUUCAAAAACCACGACGAACGAAAGGCGGCUGCCAAAGCCUUUCACGAGCUCUGCUUUCUCAUGCCAGAGGAUUGGUCCUGGAACGUGGAUGAAUCGCUAGCAUACAUGGACAAAGCUGGAGUGCAGAUGCAGAUGCUGUCGUACCUCCCGUUUAAUAUCCAAGCACUGAAAGAGAGCAAUGACUUCGCGGCAGCCCAGGUCCGAAAACAUCCUACCAGACUUGGCCUAUUAUGUGCCUUGCCAACAGAGGACCCGGAGGCCUGCUUGUCCGAAAUCAAACGAGGGCGAACGGAGCUACAUGCAGAUGGUUACGCCGUCAGUGCCAUUCGAAAAGAUGUGUACUUGAGUGAUCCGUCUCUUGAUCCAGUCUGGGCAAAGCUCGAUUCCUUAGGUGCCACGGUCUUCAGCCAUCCGAACGCAUAUGCGCCAGCGAAGGACGGUCGACCAACGCCUCUUAUCGAAGUUGCGUUCGAGACUACAAGGGUGAUAGUCGAUAUGCUCUAUCGCGGCAUCUUCAAGAAGUAUCCGAAUAUCAAGUUCGUGUUCUCGCAUUGCGGUGGCGCCACACCAAUUCUUGCUGGCCGACUAGAGCUUCUAGGAGCUGAGGUCUGGGUCCCCAAUCCAGAUGGCAUCUCAAGAGACGACAUCAAGAAGCAGCUGGCGAGCCUCUACGUAGACACAGCAGCGACGGCAGAGUCAGGUAUGCAGCCUGCUGUCAAGAUGGUUGGGCCCGAACACGUCAUCUACGGUGCAGAUUGUGGUGUUCCUUGCUCCACCCACGACACCAUGGAGGAGAACAGGCUGGCGGUCGUGAGGAUCGAGAAAGAGUUAGGAUUGCAAAAGGCCUCGAUCGGUGCGAACGGUUGGCGACUCUUCCCAGCGGCAGCGAAGAGGGUACAGGCAGGUGGCAUGAAUGGCAGUGCCUGA
Messenger RNA from Zasmidium cellare ATCC 36951, 975 nucleotides. RefSeq lists its product as uncharacterized. Gene Ontology annotation, biological process: secondary metabolic process. Bases 1 to 975 code for a protein of 324 amino acids. Gene Ontology annotation, molecular function: carboxy-lyase activity; hydrolase activity. Gene Ontology annotation, cellular component: cytoplasm. The transcript has a single exon. The record is from RefSeq and is a predicted model, not a curated record. NCBI's taxonomy places the organism in Eukaryota, Fungi, Ascomycota, Dothideomycetes, Mycosphaerellales, Mycosphaerellaceae.